Messenger RNA from Colletotrichum orchidophilum, 3069 nucleotides. Its product is annotated as ABC transporter. The coding region runs from base 1 to 3069 and encodes 1022 amino acids. The record is from RefSeq and is a predicted model, not a curated record. NCBI's taxonomy places the organism in Eukaryota, Fungi, Ascomycota, Sordariomycetes, Glomerellales, Glomerellaceae. Gene Ontology annotation, biological process: transmembrane transport. Gene Ontology annotation, molecular function: ATP binding; ABC-type transporter activity; ATP hydrolysis activity. The transcript is spliced from 3 exons. Gene Ontology annotation, cellular component: membrane.
AUGGUCGGUGUUGAGAAGCCGCCUUUGCCGAUGCGGCUCGCGAACGAGGCAAGAAUGAACGAAAUCUGCAAACAGGGCGACCCAUUCUACUGUUUCCUGCUCGAGGAGACGUUGUUAUAUUAUCCUUUGGUGUUGUUGCUGGUCUUCGUCAUCUCGGCCGCGAUACACAGCAUAUUGACGACAGCGAAAGAAGAGGAGGACGAGGUCGGCGCAGCACCUCUGGGGCCGGGCGGUAAGCGACUGCCCGUGUCGAAGAAGAAGAAGCGCCGUGACGGAGACGAACCCAAACGCAAACGAUAUGGUCCGAUACUGUCACCGACUUCCCGUACAUGGCUGACCUGGAUCUCCGCCGCCGUGUUUCUGACAUUCAUCGCCAAUGGCGUUGCCCACUUCAGCUAUGUGAUGGGAGAGCUCGAGGGCGUCAUCAAGGGACAUAAGGAGUCCCAGUCCAUGACUGUCUACCUUAUCGGGUCGCCGAAUCUCUACCUGUACCUCCUCACGACGCUCAUCGAAUGGCACGAAAGUCCGACGAUAGCUCACUUCUUCACCUGGACUCUCGCUCUGAUUGGCGAAUUGGUCAUUUGCAUCUGCACUUCGCUCAAGGCCACGAACCCGGAUUUCCAAAGCACUGGAGCAGCCCAAUUCGAGACACAACCACCGCUUCUAUCCAAGUGGGAUUUGACCGAUGUCGUUCUCUACAUCAUUCGCAUCGCCUUAAUAAUGUGUAUGCUUAGCAUCUACAUGGCUGCUUGGAUCCACAAGCCCUUACAGGAGGAAAAUAAGUCUGAGCAGCAAAACUCGUCUCAAGGCGCUGAGGAGACGACUCCUUUGCUUAAUGGCCACAGGACGUCAUAUAGCAGUCAAAACGGCCGGGACUCGAAUGGUCGAUCAGUACGAAGCUCACGGAAUGGAAGCACUGUCGGUAACACUAAUGGUGCGGCUGAGGGUGGUAACAUCACCAAGGACUAUAAGGAGCCCGGCUUCUAUCGACCCGACAAAGCCCCACAGACAACAUGGUGGGGUUACCUUCGAAGCUACACGGUUUUCUUUGACUACCAGUGGCCCAGGAAUUCGCUAUACCUUCGGUUUCUCUACGCACUUUGCGUGGUCCUCUUGCUUGCGCAGCGUGUCAUCAACCUCGCUGUGCCAGUUGUUGUCGGAUGGCUCACCAAGAAGUUGACUCUUUCAGAGGCUCCUUGGGCCGUCCUAGGGCUGCUCAUUUUUCUUCGGCUCAUGCAAGGAGGAGGCAUGCUUCUGGAUGCGAUCCGAGCCAUCUUAUGGGUACCAAUCUCACAAAACUCAUACAGGGCCCUGACAUCAGCAGCCUUCGAGCACGUCCACUCUCUCAGCCUGGACUUCCACCUGGGCAAGCGAACCGGCGAAGUUUUGUCCGCCCUCAACAAAGGCGCAUCUAUCAAUUCCUUCCUUGAGCAAGUGACUUUCUCAGUGGCUCCUAUGAUCGCCGAUCUGUUGUUAGCAGUAGGGUUCUUCUGCUACUACUUUGACGCUACUUAUGGUGCCAUUGUCAGCUGUCUGACCUUCUGGUAUCUAUUCCUUACCAUUCGCAUGGCACAGACAAGGGCAGACCAGCGAAGAAUCAUGUCCAACGCUGACAGGGAAGAAGAGGCUGUCAAGAACGAUUCCAUUAUGAGCUACGAGACUGUCAAAUAUUUUAACGCCGAGCAGUGGGAGUUCCAACGAUACCGCAACGCCAUCCAGGCGUAUCAGGAUGCUGAAAAGCAGGUAACAUGGGGAGUGAACAAGAUGAACGUCAUCCAAGCCUUGGUUUUCAUGCUCGGAUUCAGUGUGGUGAUGGUCUUUGGAGCCUACCAAGUCACCAUAGGAGGAAUGGACGUGGGCAGGUUCCUGACCCUCAUGACCUUCCUCAACCAGCUGCAGGCACCUCUGAACAUCUUCGGAUCCUUCUACAGGACUAUCCAACAGGCAAUGAUCUCGGGCGAGCGUCUUCUGGAACUGUUCAAGGUGAAAGCCACAGUCGUCGACACUCCCGGCGCCAAGCCCUUGCUGGAAUGCCACGGCAACAUUCGAUGGAACAAGGUCGCGUUCAACUAUGACCCAAAGAACAAGGCCCUAAAGGAUCUUGACUUUGAGUGUAGGCCUGGCACCACCACGGCGUUUGUGGGCGAAUCUGGCGGUGGCAAGUCAACUGUUUUCCGCCUCAUGUUCCGGUACUACAACACAUCCUCCGGCAGCAUCGAGAUUGACGGCCAGGAUGUCAAGGACCUUACUAUCGAUUCAGUCAGACGUUACAUCGGUGUCGUCCCUCAGGAUACCACAAUGUUCAAUGACACCUUGAUGUACAACCUCCGAUACGCCAACCAGUCAGCCACCGACGAGGAGGUGUUUGAAGCUUGCCGCGCUGCCAGCAUCCACGACCGGAUUAUGACGUUUCCUGAUCAGUACAACACCAAGGUUGGAGAGCGCGGUCUCAAGCUCAGUGGCGGUGAGAGACAGCGAGUUGCUAUUGCGCGGACGAUUCUCAAGAAUCCCAAGAUCAUCAUGCUGGACGAAGCCACUUCGGCCCUCGACGCACACACCGAGCAGCAAAUUCAAGAUCGGCUUGGCCACCUCGGCCAGGGCAGGACACUGCUGAUCAUUGCACACCGCCUGUCUACCAUUACGCAUGCUGACCAGAUCAUCGUCCUCAACAACGGCACCAUCGCCGAGAAGGGCACUCACGAGGAACUGGUCAAUGCCAACGGACGAUACGCCUCGAUGUGGGAGAGACAGGUGCAGGCAGAACGCGCUGCUGAGAAGGCUCGCGCUGCUAGUAGGAAGGCACAAAAACUCCUCAGAAAGGCGAAUAUCGGUGGCCUCAAGAAGCAAACGGACGGACACUCUGACGGAUACACUAGCCUUGACUCGUCGACUAUCCUGCCGGGCAGCUCAGGAAACAACUCCAAGGCCGGCACUACGGGAGAGGACUCAUCCAGCUCCGGCAGCUCUGACGCAGAGUCGAUUCAUAGUGCUCACCACGACUCGGACCACUCAGAUCGCUCCAAUCACUCACAUCACUCUGACCACUCACAACAUUCUCGACGACACUGA